Messenger RNA from Symbiodinium sp. CCMP2456, 2136 nucleotides. The record is from the annotation of a GenBank genome assembly. Lineage: Eukaryota; Dinophyceae; Suessiales; Symbiodiniaceae.
AUGCGGAGCCGCUCACCACAAAGGCGGCGGCCGGUGUAUCGCGGUGACUUGCCACCUCCACCUCCUCCAGCUGCUCCCGCUCCAGCUCAGAGGCCUAGGCCUAGGCCGCAUUCCCGGGCACCGGGAGCUUCACCGACCUUAGACAAAGUUAGGGAGUUUUUGGCCGAGGCUGGAUUCGACAGUACCGAGAGACCUCGGCACGACGUCGCAUCCAGAAGUCGCAGCCACCAGAAAGCACCGGAGGCGCAGCCUCAGCCGCAGCAGCCUCGAAGCGCAAAACCCACGAGCCGAAUCCAAAAGCAGAACCUCCCGACCUCCAAGAGAUUACCGGAUCCUCCACCAGCUCCACCGGUUCCAACUCCCAGAGGCCCAUCUCGACCGGUACAGGCACCGGCGCCACCUCCACCCCCUCCCGCCCCACCAGCCCCGCCAGCCCCUGUCAGCUUUAGAAAGGAGCCUGCGAAAGGCACGUCCCGAGCAUGGGCGGACCAACCGCUGCCUCGCAACUCCCGCAGCGACAGUAGGGAGCGCGAAAGUCGCAUCCCGUACGAUCCUCCCGCCCCACCACCUGUCCCUGGCGGAAGACGCUGGUAUGAAGACUCUUCUGGCAGCACCAGACACCUGCCGGAGCCCCCGCCAGUGCCGGAAUCCAAGACGCCGAGGGCACCAUCACCCCGACGUGCACCCAAACCGGAUUCGUGGGACAGCUGGCAUUCGGAAUACGGGGAUGGUUACGAUGCACGAUACGAUUAUUGGGACGUUCCAGAUCGUCGACACUAUGAUCGGUACGAGACAUGCUCACGCAGCUCGCAAGAGUCCGAGGAUGAAGGUGGCGACCAAUGGAUGGAUCUGCCUCCACCUCCACAGGUCCCGCAAGGAUACAGCGGCAAAGGAUUUUCAAAAAGCAUGCCUCGCAAGAAAGCAUUCAAUCCGAGCCGGUGGUUUUGUCAUGUUUGCAACAAAGACUUCUGGAAUCAGGAGAAGUAUGACAGCCAUGUUGCAGAUGAACAUAUCCCCUGUCCCGAGGAAGGUUGUAAUUUUUCUGGUCCAGAGCAUGUCAUGGCGGUGCACAAGCUCAAGCAUGUCAAGGCAGCAGACGGCUCGAGUGUGACAGACUCGCCGGAAGAGCUGACAGCUUGGAGAGCUAUGCGGAAGGCGAACUUCCCCAGCAAGGGCAACUUACAGAGAAAGAUAGAGCUGGAGGAGAAGAGGCGCUUGUCUGGUGCACUUGCAGAUCCUCCGAAGGUGAGUAUGCUGGAGAAGCUCCUCCGAAGCCAACACGGCAUGGAGAAGGGCAAGGGCAAGGGCAAAGGGAAGAAAGGCAAGUUCAAAAGCAAAGGGAAAGAUGGCAAAGAUGGCAGAGGGAAGGAUUAUAGUAGUUAUGGUUACACUUAUAAUUUUAAAGGGGAUGGAAAGUCAAAGGGGAAGAAAGGUAAGAGCAAGGGAAAGGAGAAAGGAAAGGGCAAGCGAAUGCCUUGGAGCAUGGGCAUGAACGAAGAGCUCGAAGACAAUGCUCAUCCAACGCAUUCACUUCCUCUGCCAUCCGUUGUAGCAAACUGCGUCCCAUUGGAGUCCUCCUUUGGUAACUCGAGUGGCCAAGCACGCUACCAAGCUUUCGACAGUGGCAGAGGGAAGCUGGGAGUUUGCCGCUUCUUUGAGCGAGGCUUUUGCUAUCAUGGCGCAGCCUGCCAGUAUGAGCACAUCGGCAGCCCGCCGCAGGCUCAGGCCUCUGACAUCACGCCCACUGCUUGGUGGGUGUUGCCUUCGACGCUGGCAAACAGAGCUGGUCGACCUGGCGAGGGUCCCGCGGGCGGCGUCUUUGGGCCUCUUCGCACGCGUCAGGUGCGAGCCACCCACGUCGAGCCCUACCGCGCCCCGGAAGCGCGCGAACGACGAGACGGACUGCUUCGGAGAUUGCUGCAGCCAGAUGUGGAACGAUACUACUCGGCCAUCCUUCAGUGCGUGCGCUACAUCGUUGCUACCGAUUUCUUGCAGCUUGAGAGACCUCAUGCACCAAGUGUACCAUUUCGAGAGGAUACCACUCCUGAGAUACCGACAGCUUGUGCUGACCUCGGGAGGGAGGAGCUUGAUGAUUCCGAGAUUUCGAAACUUGGUGCUUUCCUGAAGCAGAGCUGA